Messenger RNA from Salvia splendens (bonfire salvia), 2161 nucleotides. RefSeq names its product cell division control protein 6 homolog B-like. NCBI's taxonomy places the organism in Eukaryota, Viridiplantae, Streptophyta, Magnoliopsida, Lamiales, Lamiaceae. Gene Ontology annotation, molecular function: ATP hydrolysis activity; DNA replication origin binding. The transcript has 17 exons. The record is from RefSeq and is a predicted model, not a curated record. Bases 1 to 1767 code for a protein of 588 amino acids. Gene Ontology annotation, cellular component: nucleus. Gene Ontology annotation, biological process: mitotic DNA replication checkpoint signaling; DNA replication initiation.
AUGAUAUGUGCUAAGAUAAGAAUAGAUUCCAACCAACACUUCAUCGAAAUAUCUUGGAGGCAUUGUUUCUUGGGUACCGGUACGAGUUAUGUAUGUACUGCGGUUGACAGUGAUCAAAGUGUGUUUUAUAUGUUCAAUGCGGCUCUAAAUUCUACUCGGCAUAUUGAAUUAUUUGUUGAGUAUUCGUCUGUUGGAAAUGCCUUAAUCCCACCAAUUGUUGAUCAUGGUGUUGGAUCAUCUACGAGGUUUGAACCUAUGAGCAUCGACUGCGGUAUGAAUGAGCAAACAGACGUUGCAGAUGUUGGAUUGAAUACUCAAGAGAAUGUACAAGAGCAUGCUGAUGUUGAUGUUGUACGAGGAGACCUUGCAGAUCCAGAAUUGUCGUCAUCAUCGUCUGAUGAUAUUUUAAGUGAUGAUUCCGAUUUUACUUUGGAUUUUCACCGAUUACGACAGGUAAUCAGAAAAUGCCUGAAAUCAUCAUUGACUUUGAGUGGAUCGCCUGAGAAGAAGCAAUUACCGGAGGAUUUUGUUGAGAGACAGACUUGGGAUCCAAGAGAGGAGACGCAGCUGAGAGCUGUUAAUGAGGCAUUGCAUCUAUCAACUGCCCCACCGAAUGUUGUAUGCCGUGAAAAUGAGCAGAACCGGAUCUUGGAUUUCUGCAAGAAAUGCGUUAAGGAAGAGAAGGCUGGAAGUCUGUAUGUGUGUGGGUGCCCGGGAACUGGGAAGACGUUGUCGAUGGAAAAAAUAAAAGUGAUGCUUGUCGACUGGGCAAACAAGGAAGGUGUACAGCCUCCAGAUGUAUUAUCCAUCAAUUGCACUACCCUUGCAAACAUGAGUGAGAUUUUCAGCAAGAUUCUUGGUCAAACUCAUUCUGGGAAGAAACCUAGUCCUACAUCAUCUUUGCAACAGCUUCAGAAAUUGUAUUCUCAACAUACACCUGGCAUGAAGAUGAUAUUGGUUGUAGCUGAUGAGCUGGAUUAUUUGAUUACCAAAGACCGAGCUAUGCUGCAUGAUCUUUUCAUGCUAACAACUAUGCCUUUCUCCAGGUGUAUUUUGCUAGGGGUUGCUAAUGCUAUUGACUUGGCCGACAGGUUUAUCCCAAAACUACAAACCUUAAAUUGUAAACCUAUGGUCAUAACCUUUUGUGCCUACUCCAAGGAUCAGAUCAUCAAUAUUAUUCAAGAAAGACUAAAGGCACUUCCCUAUACUGUUUUCCAGCCACAAGCACUGGAACUCUGUGCCGGGAAAGUUGCUGCAGCAUCGGGAGAUAUGAGAAAGGCUCUUGCAGUGUGCAGGAGUGCGAUUGAAAUGCUAAUAGGCGAGUCUAUGUUAUCAUCAGUAGUUGGGACUGAAGAUCAACUAAAGCCUACUGCAAAUGACAUGAUGUCUAAUCAAGUGAGAAUACAUCAUGUUGCUGCUGCAUUAUCAAAGGUGUAUAAAUCGCCAGUAAUAGACACAAUUAUAUCACUGCCCCAACAUCAACAGAUCAUCCUCUGCUCAGCUGUGAAGCUUUUUCGAGAAGGAAAGAAGGGCACAACCCUCGGAGAGUUGAAUAAAUAUUACGUGGAUGUGUGUAAAUCGACUAUGAUCCCUCCAGUUGGCAUUUUGGAGCUCUCAAGUAUGUGCAGGGUGCUAGACGACCAGGGAAUUCUUAAACUUGGACAAUCAAGAGAGGAUAAGCUAAGAAGAGUGACAUUAAAUGUUGACGGAGCAGACAUUGUUUUUGCACUGCAGGGAGUUCGAUUCUUCCGGAACUGUCUGAAGUGAUUAUUUGGAAAAGAGUCACGAUCCUUUGCUGGUUGAUAAACCAAAUUAAGGAGAGGUAAGGUAAAACAACAUAUGCAGCUCUACAUUUGGUCAAGUAUGAAUUCAUCUCUGUGGGUCUGUAGUAAUACUCAGAUGCAAUGAAUAAAUUGAAAAACGAGUGCUUAAAGCAAAUGAGCUCAUAUGGAUGCUUGAGGAAGUAAACACAGCAAAGAGGAUGAAAUGGCAAGCAAGGAAAUCAUACACUGUAAUGUGUUGAAGACUGAACAUUAUUUUGGCAUAAAUUAUACUGAAAAUAGAAUAUACUAGUAGGUUAUUUUUCAGCAGUCCAUCAUUAGGCUGCGGUUUCUUUUAUAGUAUAAUCAAUAAGAAUGCAAUCAUUUUUUUUGUUAUUGGA